Paramecium primaurelia is the source of this 836-nucleotide messenger RNA. Lineage: Eukaryota; Ciliophora; Oligohymenophorea; Peniculida; Parameciidae. The record is from the annotation of a GenBank genome assembly.
AUGAGUGGGUAUGUCUUUGUUAGGAAGUUAGGAGAGGGAGAAUACGGACAGGUUGUUGAAGUGAUAAAUUAAAGAGAUUAGAAGAAAUAUGCAGCUAAAUAGAUUCCAUUAAAUUUAUUUUCAGAACAGCUUUUCUAAAGAUUAUAACUCUUGAAUCAUCCAAACAUUGUUAAAGUGUUCUAAUAUGAGAUCUGUAAUAAUUCUGCAUAUUAUUUAAUGGAACUAUUACAUGAAUAAUCACUAUAUAAAUACAUACGCAAUCAUUAAUUGGAAUUGGAAGCAAUUCAAUUUUAUUCAGCAUAAAUCAUCUUAGCUUUGGAUUAUCUACAUAAAAAUGAUGUGAUUUAUAGAGAUUUAAAGUCUGAAAAUCUAUUGCUUAUGAAGAAUGGAUAUCUAAAAUUAGUGGAUUUUGAUUUGAGUAAAUUGGUAAAGUAUCCUUAAAAGACAAAUACAUUAUGUGGAAGUCCAGGUUUUAUGGCUCCUGAAGCAAUUUAAGGAUAAGGUUAUAAUAAUAGUGUGGAUUAUUGGAGUUUAGGAGUAUUAUUGUAUGAGUUCUCAACUGGGGAACUUCCUUUUAAGGGCAAGACACCAUAUGAAGUGUAUUAAGCUAUUGUGAAUGAUAAAGUUGAAUUUCCAUAGUGCAUAGAUAAGUUGAUAUUGUAAUUAUUCUAAGGUCUGUAAAAUUAUUAAUUAAAUAAUUAUUGACUAAAAAUGCAUAGAAAAGAAUGAAAAAAGUGAAGAACUUUGAAUAAAUCCUAACAGAUUCAGAAGUUUAUUCUUCAUUAAACUUAAAUGAUUUAUAUAAUUAAAAACUAUUAGCUCCUUAUUAUCCUUGA